AUGAAGAAGAGGAGGAAGACCACGGCAAAACUGGCGGUGGGAAGAACGCGGGGGAGAUCGAACUUCAUAGACCACGUUGUGGAUGAGAACGCGGAGGAGGAAGAGGAAGACGACGAGGAGGACAAGGAUUUCAGCGACGGCGACAGGAAGAGGCAACGUGCGAAGAGGAGAUUGAGGUCGGAGUUCUUCGAUCUAGAGGCUCAGGUUGACAACGACGAGCAAGAGGACGAGGAUGAGGAUGAGGAUGCGGACGAUGCUGAGGUUGAUAUGGAGCAAGAUUGUGAGCAUCAUCCUCGUCAUGGUCAUGGUCAGGUCAUCAAUGGCGGCCACACGACCCAUCCUGUCCAUGUGGUCUCCCUCACCUCAAGACUUACGGCAUGCUUAGGCGGACGGCGACAGCGAGGGUUGCCUUCGCCACCGACGCCCCGGCAACAACAAGAAAUCACCGUACAGAGCAGAAGAUUGAAGGGAGGGUCGCCGGCUCGCGGCGAGGAAGCCCUAAAGUCAUCUAUGUGUGGGAGCUCAUGGAAGGCCUCGACGCCGGCGAACCAAAAUGGGAAGACUUCGAGCCCGAGGCCGCGGGGACUGCUCCGAGGUCUCGCGAGCAUCGACGCGAAGACUCCACUAAAGUUCAUGAACCAGAUUGGUUCUCCGAGGAAGGCAAACACUUAA
This is a messenger RNA of Syzygium oleosum, 672 nucleotides long. RefSeq names its product transcription elongation factor SPT5-like. The record is from RefSeq and is a predicted model, not a curated record. The transcript is spliced from 2 exons. Lineage: Eukaryota; Viridiplantae; Streptophyta; Magnoliopsida; Myrtales; Myrtaceae. The coding region runs from base 1 to 672 and encodes 223 amino acids.